Molecule: messenger RNA, 411 nt
Organism: Drosophila ananassae
Lineage: Eukaryota; Metazoa; Arthropoda; Insecta; Diptera; Drosophilidae
Exons: 1
Coding region: 13-234 (73 amino acids)
Source: RefSeq, a predicted model, not a curated record
UAGUUGCCAACAAUGGAGCUGCCCGAAGCCCGUUCUAUGCUGGUAGUACUGCUGGUGGUGCUCUGUCUGGUCCCCUCGGAACAGGCUCCACUGGGCGACCAUCCGGACCACGCCGGCUGCAUAAGGAUUACGAUUAUCAAGAGGCCCCUUGGCACCUCCACCACCUCCACUACCACCACCACCACGACCACGACGACCACCACUACAGUGGCCACCACAGCGGCCACCGGAUGAGAAGGAGUCCUGGGACAGCCGUACCGCCAGAACUGGAGGAUAUCCGUUUUAUUUUUGAAAUGUUUGGAAUACCUAAGCCUAAGUGCCUUUCAAGCCAAGAAUAUGUUCAAUAUUUAUACUCUCUUCGACCGCAAGUACACAAGUUUCAUUCUAAUGUGAAUUAAACGAACGUGAGCA